AUGGGUACACCGGAGACCCCGACAUCCGGUAGUGUGGAGAUGGAGGCCCCCACCGGGGGUCGCCGAACCGGCGGUGGUGGGGGGCGAGGUGGCGGCGGUGGGAGUGGGAGGCGAGGCGGCGGCUGUGGGAGUGGGAGGCGAGGCGGCGGCGGUGGGAGGCGAGGCGGCAGCGGCGGUGGAAGGCGAGGCGGUGGGGGGCGAGGCGGCAGAGAGCAUGUGCCCACCGGCGGCGGGCGAGGUGGAGACAGAGAGCCGGCCACCGGCGGUGGCCGAGGCGGUGGUGAUCGGCGUGGCGAGAAGUACAACGACGACGAAUCCCUCGCUGUUGCGCGAGCUUGGGAGGCGGUCACGACGAAUCCGGUCAUCGGCACGGAUCAGACCGACAUUUGCUUCUGGAGGCGCGUCCUGACGGUGUACAAUGGCUUCAAACCAGAAGGCAGUGCCGGACGUGAUGAAGGCCAGAAGGCAUUUGCUUUUAGAGAGCCACAUUUGGUGGCCCUUUGA
Salvia splendens (bonfire salvia) is the source of this 504-nucleotide messenger RNA. Its product is annotated as rRNA 2'-O-methyltransferase fibrillarin-like. The record is from RefSeq and is a predicted model, not a curated record. Lineage: Eukaryota; Viridiplantae; Streptophyta; Magnoliopsida; Lamiales; Lamiaceae. Bases 1 to 504 code for a protein of 167 amino acids. The transcript has a single exon.